AAAAAAAAUGGCAGUUUUUGACAAUGGAGUCAAAUUCAAUUUUGGCAUCACAACUGUCAAUGAUAAGAACUGAUUUUACCUGUUAUCGAUGGAUGGUCAGCUUUGGAAUGACGAGCACAUUGACGUCAUUUUCUAUUACUUUCGGAAGAAAGGAAAGUAUGAUAAAAGGAACAAUUUCAGCUUCACCACUGUUGACUGCCUAUUCAAGCAGAGAAUUGAUGUGGUCCACCACGCAUAUCACAAUGUUGAAACCCAGACAAACGUGGCAAAUGAAGAGCAAGUAUUGAUUGAGUAUGUUAAGGGCCACAGGCUUAUUGCCAAUGUCCCGUGGCAUACGGUUGACAACGUGCUAAUACCGGUGAAUAUAAAAGAAGAAAAUCAUUGGUUAUUGGUACUUCUUUCAUUCAAGGACAGGCGUCUGUAUGUUUACAACUCGUAUCAAUCAGCCGGGCACAACGCAGUUGUUAGGAAUGAAAUAAAAAAGCUUGCUACACUUCUGCCACAUUUCCUACAUCUGGCUGGAUUCUAUGUAAAUAAAAAAAGCAUAGAUUUGGUGAAAGACCCAAAGAUAUGCGGAUAA
Molecule: messenger RNA, 580 nt
Organism: Lycium ferocissimum
Lineage: Eukaryota; Viridiplantae; Streptophyta; Magnoliopsida; Solanales; Solanaceae
Exons: 3
Coding region: 89-580 (163 amino acids)
Biological process (GO): proteolysis
Molecular function (GO): cysteine-type peptidase activity
Source: RefSeq, a predicted model, not a curated record